Molecule: messenger RNA, 510 nt
Organism: Ostertagia ostertagi
Lineage: Eukaryota; Metazoa; Nematoda; Chromadorea; Rhabditida; Trichostrongylidae
Source: the annotation of a GenBank genome assembly
GAUGUGUGGUCGGUCGGCUGCAUCUUUGGCGAGCUCAUCAGAGGGCGAGUUCUAUUUCCUGGAGCCGAUCACAUAGAUCAGUGGACACGAAUCAUUGAGUUGCUUGGCACUCCAGAUUCGCAAUUCCUCAGCCGGCUUCAGCCAACUGUACGGAAUUAUGUUGAGAAUAGGCCUAAAUAUCAACCAGUUCCAUUUGAAACGUUGUUUGCUGACAAUAUGUUCCCUCCUGGUGCUGACAAUGCACGUUUAACAGCUGCGAAAGCUCGGGAUCUCCUUGCGCGAAUGUUAGUGAUCGAUCCCGAAAAAAGAAUAUCUGUUGAUGAUGCGUUAGCCCAUGAAUACGUGAACGUGUGGUAUGAUGCAUCUGAGGUGCAUGCUCCUCCACCAGGCCAUUAUGAUCCCACCGUAGAUGGUGAGCAUACCGUGGAAGAAUGGAGAACGAUGCUGUUUUCGGAGCUACAAAACUACUACAGGACGCACGAUGUGUACGGUGUGACACAGCGACGAUAA